GGACGCCUGUGGAGACUCAGUCAUGAAAGGUGAACUGUUUGUGCUUUCAAGCAUGAUUGUCCUACUCCAGGUGGCCCACGGAUGCCCAGACAAGUGCCGCUGUCACCCCUCUACACAUUUCGUAGACUGCAGCCAGCAGGGUCUGGCUGAAAUCCCUUCUGAUUUACCUGCUCAGACUCGAACACUGUACUUACAAGACAACCAGAUACGCCAGCUUCCUGCAUUUGCAUUUAGGUCAGUGCCAUGGCUCAUGACCUUAAACUUGUCCAACAAUUCCCUUUCAAAUCUGGCCCCCCAAGCUUUCAACGGACUUCAGCGCUUACAGGUUUUAAAUUUAACCCAGAAUUCUUUGCUUUCCCUGGAAAGCAGACUUUUCCAUUCCCUCCCCCAGCUGAGGGAGCUCGAUUUGUCAUCAAACAACAUAAGCCACCUUCCCACAUCCCUGGCCGGGCCCUGGGAGAACCUAACUGUAUUUGCAGUUCAACACAACCAGCUUCAGCAGCUUGAUGGCGCACUCCUAGAAUCUAUGCCCAGUGUGAGGCUUUUACUUCUCAAGGGCAAUCUCUGGAAAUGCAAUUGCCACUUGCUCAGUCUUAAACUCUGGCUGGAGAAAUUUAUCUAUAAAGGCGGAAUAACAGAUGGCGUCAUCUGUAGGUCACCAGACACCUGGAAGGGAAAGGACCUCCUCACAAUCCCUCAUGAGCUCUACCAGCCCUGCCCUCCUUCUGCUCCUGAUCUGGGGUCCUCGCAGACUCAGCAGCCCAGUUCUGCCCAUGGGGCAGCCCCGAGGCCCCAUGAAAACCACAGCUUAGGGGAACGAGACCUCUCAGAGUGUGAGUUCAAACCCAAGCCGAGGCCGGCCAACCUGCGUCAUGCUGUUGCCACCGUCAUCAUCACUGGGGUUGUGUGUGGGGUCCUGUGUCUCAUGAUGUUGGUCGCUGCUAUCUACGGCUGCACCUAUGCGGCAAUUACAGCCCAAUACCACCGGGGACGCUUGGCUCAAACCAAUGAGCCUGGGAAGGCAGAAGGAAAAGAGCUAUUUGGCAGCGCACCAGCCUGAGAGCUUUCUACUCAAACACCACAGAUCACUGUGGGCCAGAAAAAGUGUCUGAGUAGGACUGAUGUGAUUGCUGUGUCUGUCUCGUUUUAAUUUUUUCCAAAGA
This is a messenger RNA of Otolemur garnettii (small-eared galago), 1163 nucleotides long. RefSeq names its product leucine rich repeats and transmembrane domains 1 (gene LRTM1). Gene Ontology annotation, cellular component: membrane. Gene Ontology annotation, molecular function: protein binding. NCBI's taxonomy places the organism in Eukaryota, Metazoa, Chordata, Mammalia, Primates, Galagidae. The coding region runs from base 23 to 1060 and encodes 345 amino acids. The record is from RefSeq and is a predicted model, not a curated record. The transcript has 3 exons. Gene Ontology annotation, biological process: positive regulation of synapse assembly; axonogenesis; regulation of presynapse assembly.